Molecule: messenger RNA, 1397 nt
Organism: Spizellomyces punctatus DAOM BR117
Lineage: Eukaryota; Fungi; Chytridiomycota; Chytridiomycetes; Spizellomycetales; Spizellomycetaceae
Product: UDP-galactose transporter HUT1
Exons: 1
Coding region: 174-1238 (354 amino acids)
Biological process (GO): UDP-galactose transmembrane transport
Cellular component (GO): Golgi membrane; endoplasmic reticulum membrane
Molecular function (GO): UDP-glucose transmembrane transporter activity; UDP-galactose transmembrane transporter activity
Source: RefSeq, a predicted model, not a curated record
GCCCAACGCUGCUGACCAAGCCAGUGGCACAGCGCUCUAGAUCUCAUGAGGGCCUCUGCUCGAGCAAAGUGGAGGUUUCGAUGCUCGUUUCAUGGGCUGGGGUAGGCGCAGUACUUGACAGCCUCGAUUCUCGCUGCCUGUUCAUUGGAGAGUAACGACGCAGAAUACAGGCAAUGAUUGGAGAACUCGCCGUUUGCGUUGUAGGGAUCUACGCCUGCUUCCUCACUUGGCAGUUAACGCAAGAAAGUGUUACGACGCAGUCCUAUGGGGGCCAAAAGUUUCGCUACUUUGUCUUUUUGAACGUUGCACAAUCACUAUGUGCAUCCUUGGUCGGUUAUAUCUACCUGAGCCUACGACGAAAGAAGCUUGACCUACCUCCGCCGGCCCUUCAACGCAUCUACUUGCGUUGCUCACUCUUCAGUACUGUCGCCCCUUUGUUCGGCUACGCCUCUCUUAAACAUAUCGACUAUCCUACUAUGAUCCUCGGAAAGUCGUGUAAACUGGUUCCUGUGUUGUUGAUGAAUUUUCUGAUAUACCGCCGCACGUUUGCAUGGCAUAAAUACGUGGUCGUCGCGCUGAUCACCACGGGAGUCUCCUGCUUCAUGCUUUUACAUCAGCAAGAAGGAGACGAGGGAUCUGCAAAACGGGGUGGGAAGACGAACAGCUUAUAUGGAUUGGCGCUACUAGCAAUAAAUCUGUUGAUGGACGGCGCUACCAACUCGACGCAAGACCAGAUCUUCCACAGGUUUAAAGUCUCGGGCUCGUCCAUGAUGGUAUUUAUGAAUCUCAUAUCUUCAACCUUGAUGGCAUUGUACCUCCUCCUCUACCCCUUCACGACUGAAUUGGGUGAUGCACUCGCUUUUUGCGCUGCCCAUCCGCGUAUUAUCUACGACAUCUUAUUAUUUGGUUUCUGCGGGGCGAUUGGCCAAUGUUUCAUUUUCCAUACAUUGGAGCGGUUCGGUGCGGUGAGCCUGGUCACAGUGACCGUCACGAGGAAGAUGUUCUCCAUUUUGUUGAGUUUCUUCUGGUUUGAUCAUCAUCUGACCAUUGGUCAAUGGGGAGCAGUAGGAUUGGUAUUUGUGGGUAUUGGGAUGGAGGCAUACAUGAAAAGGUCAGGCGCCGAUAAGGGCAAAGUGGUGAAGACAACAGUUCUGCAGGGAGGCUCAGCUCUGAAUCAGAAUGGGAAGCAAGAUGGAAUGAUAGAUAGUCGCAAAGCAGACAAACCACAUCAGAGUUGAAUGUUCGUGUGGACCGCACGCUUUGAAUUAGUUCAAAUAGAAUUGAUUUGGGACAUGUUUUUCCCUUUAAUGUUUUUGUCGCACGUUGCUUUGAAAGACCUAAUGUAUCAACUGAUGGCAGUACUACAUAACAUUGAUAUUGAGCAUACAGCAACACUA